CCUGGGCUUGAGCUGCGCGCGCAGGGGGCCCCUGGGCUGGUGAUCGGGGCGCUGAUCGGGCGGCAGGAGGGCCGGAACAUCGAGGUGAUGAACUCCUUCGAGCUGCUGGCGCACGCGGUGGAGGAGACCGUGCUCAUCGACAAGGAAUACUACUAUACCAAGGAGGAGCAGUUCAAACAGGUCUUCAAGGAUAUGGAGUUCCUGGGCUGGUACACGACAGGUGGCCCCCCCGAUCAGUCUGACAUCCACGUCCAUAAACAGGUCAGGCCCCACUCCCCUCCUAGCAGUGGGGAGAGAACCCAGGAGUCCUGGCUCCCAGCCCCCUCU
This is a messenger RNA of Chelonoidis abingdonii (Abingdon island giant tortoise), 327 nucleotides long. The record is from RefSeq and is a predicted model, not a curated record. Lineage: Eukaryota; Metazoa; Chordata; Testudines; Testudinidae.